AUGAGAUUCGUUUUGAUCGCCGUCCUCGCAUUCCAUCUGCUCCUGUCCUGUUCCUCCAGUAUCAUCUCCUCUCCAGAGGCUCGCCGGCCGUCGCUCCUGCAUGCUGCGGGUCGGGGUCUGGAAGAAGCUUCCCGCCAAGCAGCUUCCCGCCCGAGGAGGAGGCAGCAGAAGAGGUGGAAGUGGGUACUAAUAGGCGCCGAGCAGGAGGAUGUGUUCUCAAUCACUCUAAGAGAGGUUCAAGGAGCGGCAGCAGGAGCAGCUGGAGCAGCAGGAGCAGGAGCAGGAGCAGGAGCAGGAUGCACGGAGACGAGGAAGGUAGCAGGGUUCGAGCUGAGGGAUACUAUGAGGGAGGGCUGGACGCGAUGCCUGACGGCAACUUCCUGCUCCGGGAGAGAAGUGGUCUUGUCCUCGGGACGGCAGAUAAACGUCACGGCGUUCGAGCGCUUCGUGGAAGAGGAGCUGGAGGGGAAGGAGGGGCACCUGAUUGUGUUGGUUGACACUACCUCGAACUUGCUGAGCUUGAGCGCUGAGAUCAAGAGAAGAAUCGUGAAGCUUUUGUGCGAUCCUUCAAGCAUGGUUGUCGCCUGCCUUACAGAGGACUCAACGAGGAUGCUGGUGUCUUGCGAGGAACUGGACGCGCAAUGCGUCCUGGUCGCUCAGUCUCCCACCAUGUUCAGCUCUCUCGCCCAGUUCUCCCUCCUUCAGGAGGAGACCAUGGAGUGGAGCAAAG
Messenger RNA from Guillardia theta CCMP2712, 730 nucleotides. RefSeq lists its product as hypothetical. NCBI's taxonomy places the organism in Eukaryota, Cryptophyceae, Pyrenomonadales, Geminigeraceae. The record is from RefSeq and is a predicted model, not a curated record. The transcript has 3 exons. The annotation marks the transcript as partial.